GGCUUAUGACUAGCUUGAUCUCUCUGAGUUAUGGCGCUAGUGCCUCUGUUACAGAAGACAUAAAUCCUCAUGAGGUGCUCAGUAAUGGACAAGAACAGCCACUCAAUAAGACAAUCUUUGAUAAACCAAGACUUAAAUACAGGAAUAAGUACUGGUCGAAUAAACUCAAUCUUGAUGACUUCAUCCAGCUUGAGAACCGCACGCUGCAGGAGAUCUACGACGAUAUCCUUGCCCAAUGGUCAAUAGUAAACUACGAAGCUCUCAACAUCGAACAGGUCAUUACCAGGAACACUAACGAAGAGAUGGAAUAUUUCAACAGCCCUUGUUCUGACAAAAAGGAUCUCACUGCUUUCGAAGAGAAAGAGGAGGAGAAUAAAUCAAGGUACCUACAAAUGUGAAAAGACCUUGUAAAAAGCACUGAUUUCUUCCUCAAAAAUGCUGUGGCAGUGGUGAACAGGAUAAUUUCUAACAAUAAUUUAGAAGAUCACCCAGAGGCGAUCUUCACAUCAUUGACCAAAAUAUUUAGCUUUGUAUUCAGCCACAUCGAGAGGUGGCGGAAAAGGUUUGAUUUCAUGAAUGACUAUGAGCCUACACAGGUGAAGAUCCCGAAAAUUAUCAAGCAACUAACCCUUAUAAUCAAUUCAAUGGAGAGACUGAAGUCUGAAUGGAAGGCAAGCUCGAUGAUACCUCCACAUCAUCCUGGGUUAGAUAGGAGACAUAAUUAGUCACCAAUUUCAGGGUUUUAAUAUUUUAUGUGUCA
This is a messenger RNA of Moneuplotes crassus, 760 nucleotides long. The record is from the annotation of a GenBank genome assembly. NCBI's taxonomy places the organism in Eukaryota, Ciliophora, Spirotrichea, Euplotida, Euplotidae.